AUGCAGUGGUUUCAGCUCGCUCUUUCGGUUGGGAGCCUCAUGCUCCUGCCAGGCCUCGGCCAUGCCAGGCCCUCGCCGGAACCCUCGACUGAGGCAUCGCUCGCUCGUCGACAGCCUCCCGCCCAGCCCCCGUUUACCCCUGGCGGGUUCGCCUAUCGCGGAUCCUACCUAAGUCCUCUCGAGGUUCGGAGCAUGGGUGGCUUCUGGCCCUCAGGCGCUGAUUGGGAGGCACGCCCGGAAGCAUUCAACCUCGAUCGACACGUCAACGGCGGUGAGAAUGGUGUUGGGGUAGGAGUUCAGGACCCGGAGCUGUGGAGAUCGGCGUAUGUUACUGUCGGCCAGACGAUAGAAGCUGCACAGCAGCAGCCGGGUGGCUGGUUGUACGUGAUCAGGGCGACACCGAACAUGCUCUACGGGAACGGGUAUCCCGAAAGCUACGCCUAUGCUCUGGGAGGAGUUCUCUGGCAGCAGGUGAUAGGCUGGCAUCGAGUCCAACGGGGACCCAACGGCGAAGUCUCUGUUGAAUACCCUAUGACGCUCAACCGCGAGUAUGAACAUCGGGUAUAUGAUGGCAACCCAGCCUGCCAAGCGAGCAGCAGCAUACCACCGAACAUGCGGAAUCCGGAUCGCCAGACUUAUGGUCAACACAACGAGGACGAUGAAGCGGUAGAGCUGAUGGAAGACUGGACGGUGAUUUCCCUAGUGGGCUUGUUUCCGUUCCAAUGGAGACAUUACGAGUUCGACGAAGAUGUCCCUGGGCCGCUGGAAGGGCUCCCCGAGGCCGCGCCGAUUCCCGCACCGCCUGUACAACGGCGGCUGUCGGGCGAUGAGCUCCUCGCGGCGGCGGAGUACCUCGCGGGCCUGGACGAGGGUCAUCGAUGCGAAAUCCCGAUGGAAAUGUGGAACGAAUAUCUGGUGGACGAGGCGGACCACGAUUUGGCACUGGCGUUCGCGUAUGUGAACGAGACCCUGGGUCAUCACGCCGCCGGCCCGUCACACGGCAACCAGCCCGGCCCGUCUAAUGGGGAUCAGCUCAACCCGCCUAACGCUCACCCGCCGGCGCACAGCCCCGCGUGGCCGAACAACGACGAAGGUCUGGAUCGGGCGGUGGCGGAGGCGAUGCAAUGGUUUGACCAGCAACACGAUGCAAUGUGCACGCUACUCAGCGGCGCGUGCGGGUUCAUGGGGAGCCCUAACCGACGGUCAGACAAGGACAAGCUGAAGGCGCCCAAGGCGAACCUGAACAAGUUCUGCCAGCGGCUGAAGAAGAACUACCACCGGCCGCUGACAUGCAAGAAAACGGACAAGGGGGUGUGCGAGGAUGCGCGGGCGCGGUGCUCGACGAUCAAUUACCUGGUGCUGGACAUUGCGCUGGGCGACUACAACUGGGGGGGCACGUACGACAACAUCCUGGCGAUGAUGGGGCAUCACUGGUACAUGAUGGCAGAGGCUCCGGGUUACGGGGACCACGCGCAGAAGAUAAUUGACCUGGAGAAGUCGUAUGGGACGAAGACGGUGCGGAUCCGCGACAUGCACGGGAUCGUGCUGAUGGACCACCUGGUGGACGCGGUGGGCGCGGGCGACCAGUGGUACCUGCAGGACGUGAAGUUGGUGGCCCAGUGCGAGGGAUCGCGGGACCGCAUCCACAUGGACAAAUUCAUAGGCAUCAACAAGUGGGUUGGGCACCAGGGCGCGGCGCGCGAGUCGAUCGUGUGGAACGGGUGGUUUGGGCCGGAGGACUGGCGGCAGGAGAAGCCGGGGAUCGGGCAGAAGCCCGACGCGUAG
This is a messenger RNA of Ophidiomyces ophidiicola, 1785 nucleotides long. RefSeq lists its product as uncharacterized. The record is from RefSeq and is a predicted model, not a curated record. The transcript is spliced from 3 exons. Gene Ontology annotation, molecular function: toxin activity. Lineage: Eukaryota; Fungi; Ascomycota; Eurotiomycetes; Onygenales; Onygenaceae. The coding region runs from base 1 to 1785 and encodes 594 amino acids.